AUGAUGCACUUUCUGGGUCAUCGUCGAACGGCCUCGCAGCAGAGCAUCGACCCCGAGACACAACAGCAGCCACAGCAGCAAUGGCGUCCGCACCACCAGCAACGCCUAAGCGCGUCUUCGGCGCUCUGGCAGGCGGCCCAGGCCUUGGGGUCCAUUGGAGCCCCGGCCGCUGCCGCUGCCGCCGCCACCACGUCCCCUCCAGCUCCCGCUCCUGCUGCCUUUGAGUCUGCUGCUUCGUCAGCCUCAGCCUCCAAUGUCAAUUUGGAUGCCCCUCCAACAAUUCAUAGCACGGCUGGCCACACCCGCCCACCGCUGCCCAAUCUGGCGCCUUCUUCUUUGUCGUCUGUAUACUCGCAGCACUCGCCAUAUUCGCCUUGUGUCCAGCAACAAUUGCAACAGCAGCAACAGCAGCUGCAGUCUGGCUACCUCCAGUCCAACAACAACUCGCAUCCUCCUCCUCCUCAAACCGGGCUCGGCAUCGGGCUCGCUUCUCCCACCACUUCCUCCUCUCUCCAAUACACCCCGGGAGCCUCGAAUGCAGCAGCCUUGACGUCAACCUCGACCUCGACACCACCGUCGACGUCCACAUCCACAACGGCAGCCUCCACUGCCGCUGGUGCGCCUGGGCCAUUAGUGCCCAAAGUCCCCCCCGCCGUCCCCCCCGCCGUCCCCAACUUCCACUGGGACAACGACUACUACCACGAGACGAACAAUCAGAACACCACCAACAGUAGGGCAGUCACUCGUACGCCCACCACCGCCGCCGCGACCGACUCCGCUUCCGCCUUCGCCCUCCAGCCUCACCAAUCCCAUUCUUACUCUCGCUCUCAUUCUCAUUCUCACUCCCAUUCUUAUUCGCGCUCUCACUCCCAUUCUAACCCCUACUCUCCUUCCUCCUCCUCCUCCUCCUCCUACUCCUCUCAGCCGCCUUCCGCCUCCAGCAACCACCCUCCUUUCUCCCACUCUCGCUCCCAGUCGGACUUCGAGUACAACCAGCAGCGUGCCUCCCUCCCCGCCGCUCUGCUUCCAGCCCACGGCCAACAGCUGCACAGAGACUCUACCUACUCGCUGCCCGCCCACUCCACUGCGACUGAGACAUCAGGGCCGCCGGGCCUUUCCCCCUCCGUCACUCUGCUGCCCGCGCCAACGCCCUCCUCCUCACCUUCCUCUGCUCUCGCGGUCAUGAACCAGCAACAGCAACAGCCGUCGCCGCCGUCGCAGCAGCAGCAGCAGCAACAACCCCAGUUCCAGACUGGCACCCCGCGACGCCCCAGCACCUACAACUCCCAGCACGACGAAUUGCACAUGCCAGCGGGCAUGAUCCAGCACGGCCAGCCGUCACCCCGCGAAUACUCAUCGUCGUCUGCUGCCCCGGCCGCACCCCAUAUCAAGCUGGAGCAGUCGUCCCCAAACACUCACCCCCACGCGCCUUCCUACCAGAGCACAUCGUCGGUGCCUAACGUCUUGCAACCAGGUGGUGCAGGUGGUCGUCCUCCUGCCACCACUGCCAACACCGCCCCCAGUAUGUCUGCCAUACAGCCUCAGCAGCAGCAAGAAUAUCAAACGCCUUCCAAACCUCCCAGCCUGAGCCUGUCCCACAGCUACUCGCGCUCCUCGCCUGCUGCCGGAUACGAAGGUGCCUCGUCCUUUGCGCCCUACACGCCCACCACUCCCAGUGGCUCAGGAUCCCAAUUUAUGUCUCUACCGGACCAGAAGUAUAAUGCGCCUGGCUCCCAGCGAAACAUUUCGAAUACACCCUUGGGUCUGGCCGAUAUUCGACCCCGCGCCGAUUCGAGCAUGUCCGAUGGCGUGCCCGGUAGCGCUGCAUAUGAGCUUGCCAAUGCCCAGCCUGGUACCAGCAACUACCUCGCUCCUUGGGCCCUGUAUGCUUUCGACUGGUGCAAGUGGCCUCCCCAGGGCAACGGCGCUGGGAAGCUUGCCGUCGGUAGCUAUCUAGAAGACGGGCACAACUACAUCCAAAUUCUGGAUACCCAAAUGGUUCCGACGCCCAACGAUGUCUAUCAACCGGGCACCCCGAAGAUCAACCUCGAGUUCCAAAAAGUCGCCGAGGCCACACAUUCCUACCCUGUGACGCGCCUGCUCUGGGAACCGCCCUCUUCGCAGAAGCAGUCCACCGACCUCCUUGCGACCUCUGGAGACCACCUUCGUCUAUGGUCUCUCCCCUCCGAAAGUCCUGUCUCCCAGAGCAACUCCAUAACCAAUCGAGCCAGAGACCCUGCCGUCACGAAACUUACGCCUCUCGCGCUACUUUCCAACUCCAAGACCCCUGACCAUACCGCGCCGCUUACUUCGCUCGACUGGAACACGGUUUCUCCUAGCUUGAUAAUCACGUCCAGCAUCGAUACCACGUGCACGAUUUGGGACAUUCCGUCGCUGACGGCUAAGACACAACUGAUUGCCCACGAUAAGGAGGUCUACGAUGUGCGCUUCUGCGCUAACAGUGUUGACGUCUUUGUGAGCUGUGGACAAGACGGUAGCGUCCGCAUGUUCGAUUUGCGUAGUUUGGAGCACAGCACCAUCAUCUACGAGCCUACUGGAAAGGAUGAGCGAGAUGCCAAUGGUGGACGAAUUAGCCCUACGCUCGCGCAGCAGACAAUGUCGAACCCCCCUCCAUUGUUGAGACUAGCAACUUCUCCCCACGAUACCCAUUUGCUGGCUACAUUUGCGCAAGACUCAAACGUAAUUCGGAUUCUUGAUGUGAGACACCCUGGACAGGCUCUCCUCGAACUCCGGGGCCACGGAGGCUCCCUUAACUCCAUUGAGUGGUCGCCCACAAGGCGUGGCGUCCUGGCCUCCGGAGCCGACGACUGCCAGGUACUGCUCUGGGAUGUAUACAACAGCAACCCUGCGCUUGGUGGCGGGCCACCUGCCAAUGGUGCCGCCCAGCCAGACAACAUAAGAAGUCCGUACGCUAGCUGGCAGUGCGAUUACGAAGUUGGUAACCUAGCCUGGGUGCCGCAUCUCUCCAGUGACCAGGGAGAGUGGCUGGGAGUAAGCGCUGGCCGGGGUCUUUGGGGUGUCAAGACGUGCGGACGAACCGGCGCCUGA
Messenger RNA from Colletotrichum orchidophilum, 3069 nucleotides. Its product is annotated as WD repeat domain-containing protein. Gene Ontology annotation, cellular component: nucleus. Lineage: Eukaryota; Fungi; Ascomycota; Sordariomycetes; Glomerellales; Glomerellaceae. The transcript is spliced from 3 exons. The record is from RefSeq and is a predicted model, not a curated record. Gene Ontology annotation, molecular function: protein binding. Bases 1 to 3069 code for a protein of 1022 amino acids.